AACUUACACUAAAAGAAAACUUUGGAUAGAACGGAGCAGGAGGGAGAUUCUCAGUGUCAGAUAUAAAUUGUCAGAUAAUGACAUGUUGUUGUCAAGUGCUCUAUAAAUCAUUUUACAUGUGUCAUAACAUAAAAUAAAAACAAUUGACCAAAUAUUUAAGCAAUAAUUAAAUAAGAAUAUACGUAACAAAGCUAUGACACUUUAACUUUAACUUCGAUAUUGUUUAGUCAAGAUAAUAAGGUUGACAUUACUCAGGAUCAAAUAUAGUCAAAAAACAUGGGAGCAAGUAAAAGUCAAUUUUCUGAAGAAGAAUUACAAGAUUAUCAGGAUCUGACAUAUUUUACGAAAAAGGAAGUUUUAUAUGCUCAUCAAAAAUUCAAAGCUCUUGCACCGGAAAAAGUUGGUCACAAUAGAAACGCGAAGUUACCUAUGUCAAAAAUUCUCAGAUAUUCUGAAUUACGUGUAAAUCCAUUUGGAGACCGAAUUUGUAAAGUUUUCAGCUCAAGCCAAGAUGGCGAUUGCACUUUUGAAGAUUUUUUAGAUAUGAUGUCAGUAUUUAGCGAUGCUGCUCCAAAAGCAGUCAAAGCAGAGCAUGCCUUUCGUAUUUUUGACUUUGAUGGAGAUGAUAUGCUAGGAAUGGGUGAUUUACGACAAGUAAUUGAUAGAUUAACAGCUCCACAAAGAUUGAGUGAAAAUGACAUGCAGCGUCUGCUUCAAUACCUAUUAGAUGAAGCUGAUCUUGACGAUGAUGGUGCUUUAAGCUUUGCUGAAUUUGAACACAUCAUUGAAAAAAGCAGUGAUUUUUCGAAAACCUUUAGGAUUAAUCUUUGAGACAAAAAUUUUUAAACAUACUUCGAGGAUGACAGAAAAUGUAUAUAGAAUGAUAAAUAUUAUAAUUUAUCAUAAUCCGCAGUUAAUUUUAGCUUUCUCAAUGAACAUAUUCGAUAAUUCUAGAAUAUACUCGAAUAAGACUGAUCGAUUAUUUUUAUUUAUUUUUUUCAACUUUAUUCAUUUUCUCUUAAAAUGGUUUAUUUAAAUAUGCUUGUGUUUUCUUUUUUUUCGUCAAAAAAAAAAAUUACACUAUAUUUUGGUACAGUUCAGGUACAAAGCAUUCUGUGUACACUCAGUCUAAUUUAAUACAGAGCACCGUCUCUAAAAAAAUCCUAGUUUUGUCUCGGAUUUUCUAGGUCACUCACAAAACCAAGAAAAAACAACCUGCGACAUCACAAAGAGGGUACACCAAUAAUUUGCUAAGUUAUAGCUAUACUUCAUCUAUUUACAAUUCAUAUAACACACAUAUUUCGUAAAAAAGUGAGUUUGUUCAUAAAAAUGAUAAACUAUUAAUAAUAAAUUACUCAUUAAAUAAAAUCUUAAAUAUUUCAUAGCAUAACCUACUGUAAUGAGAUGUAGGUUUGGAGACACGAAUCUUGGAAAUUUUAUUUCUUGUAAGCAUACGUUGAAUAUUUUUUAAAUUUAUUUAUAUCAAUAAAAAUGAUUUUUCAUUGUUAAUUUAAUAAAAUUGAAUUUUAAAAAAUAUCCUCAAUCUAUUUUAAUUUCAUAAAAAACUAAAGAAAAAAAGAACGUUCGAGGUAAUUGUCUAAAGGAUGGAAAGACGGGUUAAUACAUUCCUAUGAAAAUACGAAUUUAUUUUGUACAAUUUUUUCGCAAUCGUCUUUGCAUUAGAUAUAUAUUUUUGCAAAGUGUUAGUUCCCUUACUUAUGUAUAUGUAUUGACGUCCCCUCCUAUUCCGACCUUACCUGUUGUUCUUCUUUAAACUGAAUUUUCAUAACAACAAAGGCUACGAAGACUGGCAUUGUAGAUUGUCUGUUUAUUUAUUAAUUUAUUGAUAAUAGAUGCCAAGGCACAGGCCGAAUAGCAAGGUAUUUUAAAUUA
Cotesia glomerata is the source of this 1893-nucleotide messenger RNA. Its product is annotated as calcium and integrin-binding protein 1-like. The record is from RefSeq and is a predicted model, not a curated record. Bases 277 to 831 code for a protein of 184 amino acids. Lineage: Eukaryota; Metazoa; Arthropoda; Insecta; Hymenoptera; Braconidae. The transcript has 5 exons. Gene Ontology annotation, molecular function: calcium ion binding.